AUGAGUCCACGCAUAUCAGACAGCCUCCUGGAAAUAGCGUGCUUUAACUACGAAUCGGCCUUAGCUGCUGCGGAAGGCGGGGCAGAUCGCAUCGAAUUAUGCAAAGACUACACUUCCGGUGGCUUAUCGCCUGACACUAAAACCCUCGAACAAAUCAAGUCGCAAAUAACAAUCCCCAUUUACGCGAUGAUUCGGCCACGGGCCGAAAAUUUCUUCUAUGAUGAAGCAGAGUUUGAGUCAAUGAAGAUAACACUGAAUAGUUUAAAAACCAGCGGAGCCGAUGGCUUUGUCUUCGGUAUUUUAAACCAAUUUCCUCACAAAGCUUGCAAUGGGACGGAACAUUGGAUCGAUGUGUCCAGAAACAAAGCGCUUGUGCAAUUAGCCGAAGGUCACCCUUGUACCUUUCAUCGCGCGUUUGAUGUUAUCCCUGAAGCUCAUUGGGCGACCGCGUUGGCGGACAUCAAAGAUUGUGGCUUUGCAUCGCUCCUCACGAAUGGAGGCCCAUCGGGAAUCAAAGCAGCUGAGUGCACUGAUCAGUUGGCAAAGUUAGUGGCCUGGAAGCAAACUAGCGACCAUCAAGCCAUUUGUCCUGUUAAAAUCAUUGUUGGUGGUGGAGUGAGAUCAUCGAACAUCGGCAUGCUUCUUGAGGCGACAGGGGCUUCCGCAUUUCACUCUGCCGCUCUCCUGGACUCAAACGGAUUGGCCUCCAAGGAUGAGGUGAGAAAGAUGAAAGCCAUGACAACAACGGUGGGAGGCUUAUUGAACGAAUGA
Penicillium antarcticum is the source of this 771-nucleotide messenger RNA. RefSeq names its product copper homeostasis protein CutC. NCBI's taxonomy places the organism in Eukaryota, Fungi, Ascomycota, Eurotiomycetes, Eurotiales, Aspergillaceae. The record is from RefSeq and is a predicted model, not a curated record. The transcript is spliced from 2 exons. Gene Ontology annotation, molecular function: copper ion binding. The coding region runs from base 1 to 771 and encodes 256 amino acids.